This is a messenger RNA of Ustilago hordei, 519 nucleotides long. RefSeq lists its product as uncharacterized. The record is from RefSeq and is a predicted model, not a curated record. The transcript has 4 exons. Lineage: Eukaryota; Fungi; Basidiomycota; Ustilaginomycetes; Ustilaginales; Ustilaginaceae. Bases 1 to 519 code for a protein of 172 amino acids.
AUGGCCGCUCAACUCCAACAGCUCCAGCAGAAGGCGGAAUACUUUGUCGCUCAGAUCGACAAGGAGCUCUCCAGGUACCCCGCUCUCAAAAAGUUUGAGCAGACCGUCCCUAUCCCCAAGGCUUACGCUGCUCUUGGUGCUUUCGGUAUCUUCACUCUCGUGAGUAGCUCAAAAUCUGCCGCUGGCUUCUUGACCAACCUCAUCGGCUUCUUCAUCCCCGCCUACUUCUCCCUCAAGGCUCUUGAGAGCCCCCAGCCUCAGGAUGACAUCCAGUGGCUCACCUACUGGGUUGUUUUCGGCAUGUUCACUUUCCUCGAGACCUUCUCCAGCAUCGUCCUCUACUACGUUCCCUGGUACUACACCAUAAAGACCCUUGCCAUUGUCUGGCUCAUGCUCCCCCAGACCCAGGGUGCCAAGAUGGUCUACAGCAAGGUCAUCCGCCCCGCUUUCCUCACCACCCAGAAGACCGUUCACCAGGCCAACGCCAGCACCCCUGCUGCUCCCGCCGAGACCCACUAA